UUUUUCAGGGGGGUCCCCUGGUUUCUGAUCCCCCCCGAAGAUGUUUCCCAAGGGGUGGGGGGGCCUUGGUUUCUGACACCCCCUAACUAUAGACUGUUCAGGCCAGCGACGGUGAAUCGCGCUCCUUCAUGCAUCCCGAAGGGGGUGGACAGCGAUGGAGCAAGCGCGCAUCCAAUUACAUGUUUGUGCUUCGUUGUUCUACGGAUCACUCCGCUCGCGACCCGUUCAGCGGCACAUGGCACAGGUCACUUCUCGACGUAACUACAACAAGCCAAAGCGCGAGGGGAAGGGCCCCGUCGAGGAGCUGGUCUCGACGGAACCCGACCAUGUGCUCAGCAUGGAGCCAGAGACGCGCGUGGACUGGCUGCAGAUGGCCCUCAUGCAGGCGCCCACGAGCCGCCCCGAGCGCUGCGGCGGCCAAGGCCGUCGCCCUGUACGACGUCAUCGUGCUGCCGGCGUUCGCCCCUGGAGAGGGCAGUGCCCUGAAGCCUCUGACGCAGCACGUCUUGGCGAAUUUGCAUUUGUUCACCUCCAAGCAGAAGAAAACCUUGGAGAAGGCGGUCGCGUCUUGGGCUUCCGGCGGCCAGCCGGCGGCCGCGCGCGCGGCGGAGCGGGGCCGCGGCGGCUCGGAGCGGCGCGGGCGCAGCGGCAGCCCGAGCGCCGGGCGCAGCAGGAGCCGCACCCGCCAGCGGAGGCGCAGCCCGAGGCGGAGGGAGAGGAGCCGCAGCCCCAAGCGCAGGGACAGGUCGCGCUCGGCGGCGAGGGCCUCGCGUUCGCCGUCCCGAAGAGGCUCGCGCUCCCGUGCCCGGAAGGAUCGCCGGAAGAGCUGAGCCGCGUAGCCUUUGGGAGCGCCAGGGGGGGGACGGCCCAGCCCGUGCAAUCAUUGCUCAAGGGGGCCCUUUCGAUGCCGCAGCCGGGUCAGUCUCGAUGGAGGCUCGUCAUGAGCUGGCCCGGUAACGCGGGCGUGGGGGCUGGUCUGGAAUCGGG
Prorocentrum cordatum is the source of this 987-nucleotide messenger RNA. Lineage: Eukaryota; Dinophyceae; Prorocentrales; Prorocentraceae. The record is from the annotation of a GenBank genome assembly.